GUGCCUUUGUCAGAGACUAAGAUUCAAAGCUGAAGAAAGACGAAGAUGGCUUCGCUGCCCUACGCUGAUGUCGAUUCCAACCUCAGAGAUCUCGCCGGAAAGGCCGAGGGAUUCGGCAGAUUGGCCGUCGGCGGCCUCCAUGGCCCCAUCUAUUCCGUUACUACAUUGGCCGAUGAUGGACCAGGAUCACUUCGUGAGGGCUGCCGUAGACAAGAACCACUUUGGAUUGUUUUUGAAAUUUCAGGCACCAUUAAUCUUUCAUCCUACUUGAGUGUAUCAUCUUAUAAGACGAUUGAUGGCCGGGGCCAAAGGAUAAAGUUCACAGGCAAGGGCCUGAGACUCAAAGAAUGUGAGCACAUAAUCAUAUGCAACCUGGAAUUUGAAGGUGGUAGAGGACAUGAUGUUGAUGGCAUUCAAAUAAAACCAAAUUCUAGACACAUAUGGAUAGACCGAUGCAGCCUGCAUGAUUAUGAUGAUGGACUUAUAGAUAUCACCCGCCAAAGCACAGAUAUUACAGUUUCUAGAUGUUACUUCUCACAACAUGACAAGACAAUGCUUAUUGGAGCAGACCCUUCUCACAUUGGGGACAGAUGCAUCCGGGUGACCAUUCACCAUUGUUUUUUUGAUGGAACGCGGCAAAGGCAGCCUCGUGUUAGGUUUGGAAAAGUUCAUCUGUAUAACAAUUACACCAGAAAUUGGAGUGUGUAUGCUGUUUGUGCUAGUGUUGAAUCACAGAUAUACUCCCAAAACAACAUCUAUGAAGCGGGAGAGAAGAAAGUGGCUUUUAAAUAUUAUACAGAGAUGACAGAUUUUUUGCUGGUGGCCAUUAACAAUGUUUGAUUCAACUUCCGGUUGUUAUGACACUCUUGAUAGGCAGCAGACAUGGAGGAGGCAAAGUCUGGAUUAAUAAGGUCUGAAGGGGACUUGUUCCUGAGUGGAGCUCAAUCAUGCUUAUUAACAGGAAUUGGUGAAGAAUGCAUAUUCCAUCCAAGUGAAUAUUACCCGACAUGGACGAUAGAACUGGCCUCAGAUUCUCUGAAAAAUGUGCUCCAAGUUUGUACCGGUUGGCAAGCCAUUCCCAGGCCAGCAGAGCUAAUGACAAGUGCAUAGCAGUAGCAUGGCAUUGCUGAAACCUUUAUGUUAACUUAUGUCUCCCUUCUUAGAAUAGUUCACAAGGCUCUAUAUCUUUUUUAUGCAAUUGCAGAAAUUUUAGAAGGCUUUUUGGCUGAUGUGUAUCAAUCAUAGCAUAGUGUGUUUGUGUGUC
This is a messenger RNA of Vitis vinifera (wine grape), 1264 nucleotides long. RefSeq names its product probable pectate lyase 4. The record is from RefSeq and is a predicted model, not a curated record. Gene Ontology annotation, molecular function: pectate lyase activity. NCBI's taxonomy places the organism in Eukaryota, Viridiplantae, Streptophyta, Magnoliopsida, Vitales, Vitaceae. Bases 46 to 840 code for a protein of 264 amino acids. The transcript has 5 exons.